Molecule: messenger RNA, 461 nt
Organism: Dipodomys ordii (Ord's kangaroo rat)
Lineage: Eukaryota; Metazoa; Chordata; Mammalia; Rodentia; Heteromyidae
Gene: Il36g
Product: interleukin 36, gamma
Exons: 3
Biological process (GO): cytokine-mediated signaling pathway; positive regulation of gene expression; cellular response to lipopolysaccharide
Molecular function (GO): cytokine activity
Source: RefSeq, a predicted model, not a curated record
CAGCCUCCCAUAAUGUUCAGCCUGUGAAGGUCUCUGAUUUAGAUCAUCAGGUGUGGAUCCUUCAGGGUGAGAACUUGGUGGUAGCCCCACGGAGUAAAGAUGUGAAUUCAGUAAUAGUUACUGUCAUCCCAUGCAAAUAUCCAGAGUCCCUUGAGAAAAACAAAGGGACUCCCAUUUAUUUAGGAAUCAAGAAUCCAGCUAUGUGCCUGUGUUGUGAGUCUGCUGGAAGACAGCCCACACUGCAGUUAAAGAAAGGAAACAUUUCAGAUUUGUAUAACCAAACUGAACCAGUGAAGCCCUACCUUUUUUUCCACAGCAUGGUAGGUAGAACCUCUACCUUUGAGUCUGUGGCCUUUCCAGGAUGGUUUAUUGCCUCCUCCAAGAAAGAUCAACCCAUUUUCCUCACUUCAGACCUGGGGAAACAACACAAUAUUAACUUCAAUUUAGAUAUAAGGGGUUGA